CCAGAAUUCUUUCCUCGCUGGAGGAUGCUGUGUCGCAUGGACGGCUAAGACGGUCUCUACCUUGUCCCUUCACGCGCCGUCAUCUCUGCGACCCCGACGGCGAUUGCUGUCAACGAACGUGUCGCAAAUGAGCGCCCCGCCUCUUCGCAAUGACCCCCAGCAGCGCACCACCGAGCGGGCGUCGUACCAAGCUCCAACGAGGUCCAGCUUAGCAAGAUCUCACCCCGCCGUUCUGGGAAGCGCAACUGGCAGCCCCCCCGCGAGAAGUCCGCGGAAAGCGAACCAAGCUAGAAUGAGAGGGCUGGGAUUACGAGACCGAAAGGCCCUCAGACCGUCCUUGACUUCGGCCGGCAGCCCUCUGGACUCCUUCAAGCGAACCAAACAAUCGCCUGCAUCCUCCCUUUCCGGUCGACGCUCCAGCGGACUGGCAGCCUUUGCCGCACCCCCAAGGCGCGUCUCGACGAGGAUCACUGCCUCCGAUCUAGUAUUUCGCUCUCCCGCUGCGACUCAACAGACGAUAGAGGAAGCCCUGCCUACCGAUACCCCGGAAAACCAGCUGGCAUCUGAAUUGGACAGUGCGACAGGCGACGUGGAUUUGAAUCAGCCUUCUUUUCAGGACAUCCUGGAUGAGCCGGAUCUGCCACCAACACCGACCCAAUUAGGCUUGGAAAGACCCCCCGGACGACCAAAGGGGCUUCUGAGCAGCAGCCCCAACUCACAACAAGGGAAGUGGGGGAGGCGACGAAACACAGACGGUCUAGAGCAAAGCCCGUCCAAAUUACGAAGGGUUGAAUAUGGCGAAGGGGAAGAAUCGACAGAAGCAGGCCUUGUGUUGGAUCGGACGUCCUUGCCGGAGACCGUUUUGGAGAAGCAAAGGCUAAGGAACAAACUCGCCUCCGAGGCACAGCAGUUGGAAAAGGACAUAGCGGAAUUGGAGACGUGGUCGAAGGAUCUGGGCCAAGAUGACACCCACGAGCGCGACCUGACUGGAUUAAUUACUUUGCUAGCGACCAUCAACCCUCCCCAACCAGCCCCAGCGAGCUCGGGUGAAGCAUCAAUAUCCUCUCUUAUUUCCUCGUUACUCCCCUUUGCCACCAAGGAGCCGUCAAAGCCCCCACCCGAGGCUACUCCAGUAAAUCCAUUUGCGCUUGGAGAGCAAGCGCGAACGACGGCAUAUUUAACCGCCCUUGCGCCAUUGAAUCUGACUGCAUAUUCAGUGUCUGUACCCGAUUCAGCACCUAACCGUGUCCUGGAGAGACACUCCCUCAAGUUUUCCGCCCCACCUCCGUUCCCUUCCAUCCGUUACAAAGCAUCGGUGACCUGCGACGUCAACCCAGAAACACAAACCUUGGUCUCGGUAUCGGUAUCAUCACAAGCGGACGACGCCGAGUCAAGGAUACCAGAAGAUUUACGGCGAUGGGUGGACACCCGGCUUGCCAAUCCGCUGCUAAGGCUAGAUGUCACCGGACUGUGUUGGGGCAUCAACCGGUACUGGGAGGCCAUGGUAUCGCGUGCUGAGCUAUGGUCACGCAUAGAGGAACAACAUGCGGAACUGAUUGCCGGGCACACGAAAUGGAGCAGUGAGGCUAGAACCAAGAGGGCUGGCGACAGAAGCCCAAGGCUCGAAGACAGUGCAGAAUUACUGAGGACAUCACUGCCGCACAUCGAGCGGACGACUAUGCUUUUUGAAUCCGCAAGGGGUUCCCUGCAAGUACUCCUAUCAUGCCAAUUAGUCAUGGACGAGUGGACAAGUGAACCGCAGCUGGUAGCGGGGAUCAAUGUAUCAGUGUUGACUGAGUCAGAUGGCGGCUCCAGGCGCAAGGUGGAUCAAGAAUCCAGGCGGCUGUUUCAAUCCAUGCUAAAUGAGAACGAAAACAACCAAAUGGAGAGCAGCAGUGGCGUCCAUGCUGGCGCAAUUCUAAGAGCUACCGAGUGCGUUUUGGGUGCUUUGUUCAGCAUUGAUGCUGCGAAAUGAUCUCUACUCGGAUAUUCUGCUCAAGCGAUGGGUUAUUUGGAUUCAUGGAUUUCAACGGCGUUUCCGCGAUUGGAUGCAUGGAAGCAACAGGGGUGUCGACGUCGGCGUCGGCGGUUGGUUCAGCGGUCUUUUUCCCCUUCACGUUUCUGCUUGUUCUUCAUGUACUUUAUGUCCCCUUAGUAUGUCUUGCCUUGUCGGGCAGUGUUUGUUUUGGAUAUGGAUACUGAAGUCUGGAGGGUCGACAUCACAGUAAAUGUUUCCCUCGACAGAGAGACGCAGCAGUAGCGCACAUGUGCCUCAGGCGAUAUACCUAUGCCGCCAUUGGUUGCUCUCUGGAUAUACAUGCUUCCAUCGACAUGGAUGGAGAGGAAGUACUACGUAUAGGAUGGUGUGCAAG
This is a messenger RNA of Aspergillus ibericus CBS 121593, 2372 nucleotides long. RefSeq lists its product as uncharacterized. Lineage: Eukaryota; Fungi; Ascomycota; Eurotiomycetes; Eurotiales; Aspergillaceae. The record is from RefSeq and is a predicted model, not a curated record. Bases 128 to 1975 code for a protein of 615 amino acids. The transcript has 2 exons.